Molecule: messenger RNA, 642 nt
Organism: Dovyalis caffra
Lineage: Eukaryota; Viridiplantae; Streptophyta; Magnoliopsida; Malpighiales; Salicaceae
Source: the annotation of a GenBank genome assembly
AUGAAGCUUAAGCAAUUAGAAAGCAUGUUGGGUGAGCUUCAACAGUUCUCCAAUCCAAAGGUAGAGCUUGAACAGUACCCAACCGGACCUCACAUUGCUUCUCGCAUGCUCUACGCUGCAGAGAAUUCGUUUGGGGAUGUUAGCAACAAGGUAGUUGCCGAUUUUGGUUGCGGGUGCGGCACAUUGGGUGCUGCAGCUUCUCUUAUGGGUGCAGAACAGGUUAUUGGCAUUGAUAUUGAUUCUCAAUCUCUUGAGAUAGCAUCUCUAAACGCAGAGGAUCUUGAGUUGGACAUAAACUUCAUUCAAUGUGAUAUCAGGAACUUAGUAUGGAGAGGUCCUAUUGUUGAUACUGUUGUGAUGAAUCCUCCAUUUGGAACCCGGAGGAAAGGUGCUGACAUGGAUUUUCUUUCAGCUGCAUUAAAGAUUGCUUUUCAAGCAGUGUAUUCAUUACACAAGACCUCAACAAGAGAGCAUGUGAAAAAGGCAGCCUUGCGAGACUUUGGAGCUAGCAGUGCAGAGGUUUUAUGUGAGCUUCGGUUUGAUGUACCUCAGUUAUACAAAUUUCACAAGAAAAGGGAGGUGGAUGUCGCUGUAGAUCUCUGGCGGUUUGCACCCAAAACUAACCAGGGAAACAGUACUUAA